GUUGGCAACGUGUUCCUUGCAUAUCAACUGCAUUUAGGAUCGCGGAAACUUCUAGGGUUCGCAAAGUUUGUGCGCAGGGCGCACAACGAUGGCGCAACCUGGCGAGGUUCUUCGCUUUUCCCCACUGCAGAGCGUUGUGGACGUCAGCUUUCUCUCGGAGCUUUCUGAAUACAAAUUAAACGUUCUAAAGCUAUCAGAAGAACCAGUCGAGAUCACCGGCUACUUCAGCCCGAACCGCUACGACAGUGUACCAGCCCGGUUGCAGCUGGACGUUUCCAGCCUGCGUCCGGAUGCCUCAACUCGCCUGGACUGUCACGCUGCCCCCGGGCGGCUGCUGCUGUUCAACACGGUGGAGGGAUUCCGAGGGGCGGACAAGGCGGCACUCAUGCGUCAGGCGGCUGCGGAGGUGUGGCGGGACGUGGUGAGCGGCGCUGCGGAGGCGGAGCCCUGGCGGCUGACCCGCUUCCUGCUGCUGGUGCAUGGCGACCUCAAGCACUACAAGUUCCACUACUGGUUCGCCUUCCCCGCACUCAAGCCGCCCCGCCCCUUCACGCUGUCCGCCCCGCCCACCCCCCUGGCGGAGGCACUGCCGCCCGCUGCAGUGGAGCUGAUCUCCGCCGCUUGCACCGCCUGGCGCUACCCGCCCGCCGGGGCCCCAGCCUCAUCCCCGCCCCCCGCCGCUGCGGACUCCUCCACCACCCCCGCAGCAGCACCCCAGCCCACCGCACCUGCGCCUCCCUCCAGCGCUCCCCCCUCCUCCCGCUCCUCCUCCUCCUCCCGCCCCCAUGCCAAGGUGCUGACCCGCAGCCCCGCCCCCUUCUGGCUGCUCUCCAGCCCCCAACCCGACUUCUCCCGGGAUGUGCAGUCGCACCCGCUCAGCCACUGGGGCGCACUGCGGGCUGGGGGGAACAUCGCUGCUGCUGCCACUGCUCGGGAGGCGCCCUCUGAAACGCUGUCCCAGCAGCAACAAGACCAGCAACAAGAACAGGAGCCGCAGCAGCAGCAGCAGCAGCAGCAGCAGGGCCCAGGUGCGGAGGGUGCCCAGCAGUUGCCACUUCACGUGCUGCUGGUGUUCUCCGACGCCAGCCACCAGCCAGCGCACCCCGCCUGGCAGCUGAGGAACGCGCUGCUGAUGGCGGCAGCACGGUGGCGAGUGGGCAGGCUGAGGGUGUUGUGUCUGCGUGAGAGCAGUCGCGGGGGCGGGCGACUGGAUCCGCGACGCAGUGUGUUGAUGGAGGUGGACCUGCCGGCGAUGGG
Molecule: messenger RNA, 1257 nt
Organism: Astrephomene gubernaculifera
Lineage: Eukaryota; Viridiplantae; Chlorophyta; Chlorophyceae; Chlamydomonadales; Astrephomenaceae
Source: the annotation of a GenBank genome assembly